Molecule: messenger RNA, 1074 nt
Organism: Gopherus flavomarginatus (Mexican gopher tortoise)
Lineage: Eukaryota; Metazoa; Chordata; Testudines; Testudinidae
Product: zinc finger and SCAN domain-containing protein 29-like
Exons: 2
Coding region: 1-1074 (357 amino acids)
Source: RefSeq, a predicted model, not a curated record
AUGCCUCCACGCCCCAAACGAGCCCCAGCAUGGAACAAUUCCGAGCUGCAGGACCUCAUCAGUGUUUGGGGUGAGGAAGCUGUGCAAGCACAGCUGUGCUCCAGAAGGAGAAAUUAUGAUACCUGUGGGCAGAUAUCGCAGUCCUUGCUGAGAAGGGGCCAUGAACGGGACGCGUUGCAGUGCAGGGUCAAAAUAAAAGAGCUGAGGAGUGCUUACUGCAAAGCCCGUGAGGGAAAUCGCCGCUCAGGAGCUGCCCCCACAACCUGCCAUUUUUACAAGGAGCUGGAUGCCAUACUUGGGUGUGACCCCACUGCCAAUCCGAGGACCACGAUGGAGAGUUCAGAGCAGGGAGAAGUGGGGGAGGGUGUAGAGGAAGCUGACAGUGAGGCUACUGGCGUGGAGGGAGACACCCUGGAGUCCCAGGAGGCAUGCAGCCAGGAGCUCUUCUCAAGCCAGGAGGAGGCUAGCCAGUCGCAGCAGCAGGAAGUUGAUGGUGAGGAAGAAACUGAGGAGCGUGCUCGGGUGACCUUGACUAAUGCAGCUGGAUCACCGGCCUCACGUCGGUUGCAGAACUUGAGAAAAAAUCCCCGAAAAUCAAAGGAAGAAUUGAUCAAAGCAGUUAUGAUUCACUACAACAGAGAAAGUAGGAAGACGCAGGAAUGGAGAGAGAAAAUGUAUGAAUGGAGAGAGAAAAUGUAUGAGUGGAGGCAAACAGAAAGCAGGAGAAAGGAAUUGGCUAUCAAAAAAACCUCAAAGCAGAUGAUAAGCCUCCUGGCUCGCCAAACUGAGUCUUUCGAGUCUCUCGUAGCCAUGCAGGCAGAUCUGUACCGUGGUAACCCACACUCCUCCCAAAGCUCUCUUUCUUGUUCCCCAGUAUUUGCACAAAACACCUUUCUCCAGCAGCCAGUUUCUUAUUACCCCCAGCUGCCCCCAAGACCUGUACGAUCACCUAGCAGCCCUGAUAACUAUAAUUCUUACCCUGUGCACUCCACCCCCAUUACCCUGCAGCAUAGUAAUCCUGAAGUGCAACAGACAUUGAACAGUAAUCAAAACAGGACAUAUUCAAACCUCUGA